This is a messenger RNA of Colletotrichum acutatum, 1665 nucleotides long. RefSeq lists its product as uncharacterized. Lineage: Eukaryota; Fungi; Ascomycota; Sordariomycetes; Glomerellales; Glomerellaceae. The transcript is spliced from 4 exons. The coding region runs from base 95 to 1504 and encodes 469 amino acids. The record is from RefSeq and is a predicted model, not a curated record.
UCCCUGGCACAAGGAAGGCGUGACGUGGAGUACUGCAGACUUCCUUCCACUUGUCUUGAUUCCAGGCCGUAAAUUGUUUGAUUCUUGUUCAACUAUGUCGCAGCUUCAGGAGGCUGUCUUGGCUUCGAACGAUAUUUUCACAUUCAUCGGAAGGCAAACAUCCGAGCCCCCUGGAACAUUGGAUGCAGUCAACGACCACAGACGAAGCCUGCCGGGCUUUCCACAAGACACCAAUCCAAACAUUCUUGUCGGGUUAUCCGUGAAGGUCGAGGAGUCAGACCAGAACUUCGACAAGUGGGAGUUCAUCACUCACGACCAAAGCUCUCCGCUCCCAAGCAUCGAGGAAAGCUUUUCGAUUAGCGAGUCACCGUCCCAGAGAAUGGGGAGCACCAUGCCCACCACGCUCCUCGGCUCUGAUUAUAGUUUUUCGCCUUUUCCAAAAUCGAGUAGUCGAUUUGAUCGAAACGAAGCGUGGAAUCCCACAGAAGAUGUGCCGGUUCAAAGACGAUAUCAUUUAUCUGCGCCAAAGAUAUCAAGCCCCCUCAAGAGACAGCGCGGAAGGCCAUCUUUGAGAUACCACACGAAGAUGACCAUUGAUAAUUACAAGAUGUUACCGGUACCGGAAAGAUCCCAGGUGCCGGGGUAUCAGAGUCUCAGGGAUGGUUUUGACACAAGGGAAAUCAUCGGAUCCAGCAAACUACGAAGUGCGAAGCGGCGAAAGAGAUCUCCCGCCCUGCCUGGAAUAAGCUCCCUUUCUGUAUCUUGCGGCAUUAAACCUGCAUCAUUUCGAAGCAAUACGAAGAGUACCAGGAUGCGCGAAAGAUUUGUCAUCGAUCCUGAUCUUCAAAGAAAUACUAGAGUCAAGGCUUCAUCUGAAGCCGUCGAUCUGCUGGCGACGCCAGAGUCUCCAGGAGAGGCCACUUCGAAUAAAUUCCAGCACACCGAGAGGAGCAAUGUCAACGAGAAUUCGGGAAGUCCCGGAGUCUUACCAUCCCUCCGCACCAUCGAAGUAUUGCCCAUGUAUAGAAGAUCGAGACACCGUUCUGAUAACUUGUUCAUUUUAUCUGAUCAUGCUGAAGAGACCGAUUUCACAAGACACGCCGUUCUACAGUCGGACCGAGCGAACGCAGGCUCUCGUGACGCUUCUCACGUAGGCAUAUCAAGCACCUCGCGGGAGGCCUCAGCCACAGCGCUGGUUGGCGACGUUUUUGACGAUCAGUUGGAUUUGAAUGAACUGGCGGCAACAGACAGUACAACACCGGCCGACACCAUGACUAAGAUGAAGCCAGAUGCUGGACGCAAGACCUCCUUUGGUCUCAUGAGCACUAGGGAAACAGAUCUAAGCGGGGGAACCCAAAAGGCUUUGCCACUGGCUGGGUUGCAGGGAGGAUCGGCCACUUGGGCUGGCGCGUUCGCAGACCUUAGACCACGUCCCUACGGAACCUUUUCCAGCGAGAGCAGAAAUGUGGAAAGCAAGAACAAGGCGCAACUGGGUGCGAAAUAGCAACACAAUGGGGAUAUGGGUAUGCAGGCGAAUUUCAGGAGUGCGGAGGAUAUAGCAGCAUGCUUGAUAUCGUAAUUGUGUACAAGGCUUCCUUGCUGGGAGACUAUUGGGAGAAUCAGCUUGAUGGAGACUACCAAGAUUUAUCAACAGCCACGCCUCUC